Messenger RNA from Thamnophis sirtalis, 964 nucleotides. The record is from RefSeq and is a predicted model, not a curated record. NCBI's taxonomy places the organism in Eukaryota, Metazoa, Chordata, Lepidosauria, Squamata, Natricidae.
GCCGUUGUUGCUCACUCGCGGUUGGGCGCUGCCUCAGUUAGCAAUCCGUUCAGUUCGUAGGAAGAAGUGGAAGACGACGACGACGACGACGACGACAGGGGAUCGGAUGGGGCUUCGCUCACCUCAUUUAAUGUCUUCAAGCUGGUUUAAGAAGUGCUUCUUGAACGGCGAGACGAAGCGCGGAAAAGGCGCUGCGGAUCAGCAGCAGCAACCAGCAGAGGAGGGAGGCUCGCAGCAGCCGAAGCCGCCGUCAGCUCCUUUGCAAUACAGGCGGCCCAAAUUCCUGCGUGGAACUGUUUGCGCGGAGAAGUUGCCUGGGAAGCGACCCAUCUGCUGCCCCUCCCGGGACAGGCCUCUCCAGUGGAACACGGGCUAUGCCGAAACUGUCAAUGUAGAAAAAUCAGAAUUGAAUGAAGACCAAGCAACAUGUUGCCAGAUUUCUAUCAGGAAGAGACCAUUUGGGUGUGGCGAAGAGGAGGAUCAGGAAUGGCUAAUUUUGUGUUCUACUGAGUAUCUGACAGGCUAUUACUGGGCACUGUUUGAUGGCCAUGGUGGUUCAGAAGCUGCAAUUAUGGCCUCCAAUUACCUACACUGUUGCAUCAAGCAGAAACUAGAGGAUGUGAUAGAAGGCAUCACUGAAGAUAAUCCUCCGAUGCACCUCAGUGGGCAAUGCAUUUGCCAGAAUGAUCCACUGUUUGUGGAAGAAAAGAAAAUUCAUCAGGAAAAUGUGGUCAUUGGAGCUUUGGAGAGCGCCUUUCAGGAAUGUGAUAAAAUGAUAGGUCAAGAGAUUAAAGCAAGCAACCAAUCAGCAGGCUGCACUGCACUGGCUGCUCUUUAUCUGCAGGGAAGGCUCUAUGUAGCAAAUGCAGGUGACAGCAGGGUACUUCUUGUUCGAAAACGGAGCAUCGUUCCCUUGAGUACUGAAUGUACCCCUGAGACAGACAGGAAGAGAAUCCAGCACCUG